AUGGAAACCCAGACCCGUCGAAAACCUCCGCCUCCCGCCACCUCAACAUCCGCCCACAAAUACCUUCUCGCAUACAAUGGAAUCUGCUUCCUCCUCUGGUCGAUCGUGACCCUCCGCGCCCUGGCCCUAAUCCCUACACUAUCACUCCACUCGAAACUGCACGGCCUCCUGGACGCGCUCUUCCCACUUCUGAAAUGGACACAAACAAUCGCCCUCCUCGAGAUCGUACACGCAGCCCUUGGCCUCGUACGCGCCAGCCCCGUCACGACCGCCAUGCAGGUCUCCUCGCGGAUUCUCCUCGUCUGGACCGUCCUCCAGCGCUACCCGCAGAUCGUCGCCACCACAACUUCCUGGGGGAAAGAGACGGCAGGAUCCACGACAGGUCCGAUCGCUUUCGCAGGCAUUCUGCUCGCGUGGGGCAUCACCGAGGUCAUCAGGUACGGGUUCUUCGUCUGGAAGACCAUGAUCAGCGACAAGAUCCCGUCGCUCUUGACCUGGCUGCGGUAUAAUACAUUCUUCGUCUUGUAUCCGAUCGGCAUCUCGAGCGAGUGUCUGCUCAUGUACUUGGCCUUGAAGCCUGCAGCUAAGGAGGGUUCAAGUGUUGAUGUAUUGCUCAAGGUUGUCUUGUUCAUCUAUGUCCCAGGAAGCUAUAUACUGUAUACGCACAUGAUGGCGCAGAGGCGGAAGGUGCUCAAAGGGAAGGGAAAGUUGGCGUAG
This is a messenger RNA of Exophiala aquamarina CBS 119918, 717 nucleotides long. RefSeq names its product 3-hydroxy acyl-CoA dehydratase. Gene Ontology annotation, cellular component: endoplasmic reticulum membrane. The transcript has a single exon. The coding region runs from base 1 to 717 and encodes 238 amino acids. Gene Ontology annotation, biological process: fatty acid elongation; very long-chain fatty acid biosynthetic process; sphingolipid biosynthetic process. Lineage: Eukaryota; Fungi; Ascomycota; Eurotiomycetes; Chaetothyriales; Herpotrichiellaceae. Gene Ontology annotation, molecular function: 3-hydroxyacyl-CoA dehydratase activity. The record is from RefSeq and is a predicted model, not a curated record.